Messenger RNA from Rhineura floridana, 2977 nucleotides. It is a transcript of the gene KLHDC8B, whose product is annotated as kelch domain containing 8B. Lineage: Eukaryota; Metazoa; Chordata; Lepidosauria; Squamata; Rhineuridae. The coding region runs from base 869 to 1933 and encodes 354 amino acids. The record is from RefSeq and is a predicted model, not a curated record. Gene Ontology annotation, molecular function: protein binding. The transcript is spliced from 7 exons.
GGGGCGUAAAAGGCGCCACGCGUGGCCGCCUUCUCCCACGGGCCUCUUCUGUGCCAUUGCAAGGCGGCUGUCCCGAGCGCGCUGCGCCCGGGGGAGGAAGAGUUAAAGCGGUGAGCGGUGUGUGUGGCGGCGGCGGCGGCGUUUUCUUCCCCCUUCCUCCCCUCUCCCCCUCCGCGAUACUGAGAAGCUCGCCGAGAGUGAGGAAGCUGGAUUGGAACAAGGAGGCAACGCGCAGAGAGGAGGUGUGGGGAGGGGGCGCUUCUCCACCGCGCCCGCAGAGUUUGCCCGGGCCAAAGAACCGCGCAGUCCAGGCAGGAUAACAUAGUUUCAACAUAUAGCAAUUUUCCUCAGGGAUGUCCAACGUACACAUAAAUUACAGCUGAGACAGAUUCAUUAUCCAGGCUGCAGCAGGACUCGUUAUCAGCACAAGACCUGAGAGGAAAAAAAAACUUCAGAACAAAACUUGCAAAGAAAGUCCUGCUUUCCAAGACUGACUGGCCUAUUGACAUUGGUGUCUACCUCCAGCAUUUCAGGCCUGGCUGUGCAUAUACAGGGCAUCCUCUUGAAGACAUCUCUAGCCAUUCUGGAUAGGAAUGGUUCCCCUCCCACAGGAGGCAGCAUCCCUUGGGCAUCACGGCACUCCUUGCGUGCUCCCUCUGGGGACCCUGGGCUCUCCCUGUGGCCAUAUUUGCCUCCCAAUCUACUCCUGCCUUGUAGAUGUGGAGUUUCAGUGGCCCAGGAAGUAAGGCCUUCUACCUGCCUCAGGCCAAACGCUACAGAUCUCUGGGGUGCUGUGUAGAAGGCCGGCAUGCCAAGACACUGGCCCAUUGCCAUGUCUGCCUCCUGAGAUGCCAGGCUGUGGGGCAAAAUGGAAGCUGCCAGUGUCAAAUCCUUCUUCUGGGAGGCUUUCCCGCCACUGCCUACCUGUCGGGUUUACUGCAGCUCAACCUACCAGGAUGGACACCUCUUUGUGGUGGGUGGCUGCAGCCAGCAGGGUCAGCCCCUGGACACUGUGGAAAUGUUGGAUAUUGUUUCCCGCAAGUGGACAGCGUUGCCCCCUAUGCCCACCUCACGGGCAGGUGCUGCAGCGGUGAUGCUUGGCAAGGACGUGCUGGUAAUUGGAGGGGUGGACUCCACACAGAGCCCCCUGGCCUCAGUCGAAGUCUACCAUGCGGAUGAAGGCAAGUGGGAGAAGAAAGCAGACCUCGCCCAGGCUUCCAUGGGCAUCUCCGCUGUGGAGAAAGAUGGUGCAGUUUACGCUUUCGGUGGGAUGGGAGCAGACACCUCUCCACAAGCCGUGGUGCGAAUGUAUGAGCCAGCAAAGGAUCAUUGGCAGCUCUUGCCUUCUAUGCCCACACCUAGCUAUGGGGCUUCUAUUUUCUUGCAUGGGAACAAGAUCUACGUGAUGGGAGGAAGGCAAGCCAAGCUGCCCGUAACAGCCUUUGAAGCAUUUGACCUGGAAGUGAGGAGCUGGACACGCUACCCAAAUGUGCCCAGCCGGCGUGCCUUUGCCAGUUGUGCCAUGGCUGAUGGCUGCUUUUUCAGCCUGGGAGGACUGCAGCAGCCAGGCCCUCACAACUUCUAUUCCCGACCCCACUUUGUCAACACUGUGGAGAUGUUUAACUUGGAGGAGGGGUCCUGGAGUCGACUGAACCGUGCCAUCCGCAUGAGGGACAAGAGGGCUGACUUUGUAGCUGGCCACUUGGGUGGGCGUGUGGUAGCAGCAGGUGGUCUUGGGAACCAGUCAAGUCCUCUUGCAGCUGUGGAAGGAUUUAACCUGGCAAGGAAGAAAUGGGAGCCCUUGCCAUCCAUGCCCACUGGCCGCUGUUCCUGUUCCAGUCUGGAGGCUGCCAACCUGCUCUUUGUGAUCGGAGGGGUGGCCCAAGGCCCCAGCAGUGCAGUAGAGGCUCUGUGCCUUCAGGAAGAGGUCUAGUGAUUGUCGCUUGUGGAAGGUUUCCUGCUAAUACAAGCCAAGAGGAGUAAAGUGCCUGAUGAUGGUCAGAGGACACACAUACGAGGGAGCAGGGAGGAGAGCACAUGCUUCGUCACCGACAUGGCAGCCGGCAGCAGUGACCUUUCCUUUGCUGUUCUCCAAGUAACUCAUUUCAUCUUCGCAAAGCGUAGAGUAGCUCAGAGACUGGAGCAGUCUGUCCUGUUAGGCAGGGUGAGGGUGAAGCAUCUUAGCAGCCCUCUCUGCCUGCUGAAGCAAGGUGGACUAAAUGGAGCUGACUCUCUCAGUGCCAAAGCAGGCACAGAAGGUCCUGCUCCACAGCCAUGAUUUUCUUCGUUGCGCACAGCCUUCUCUGACUCCAAAUGGAUGUGGUGAGAAUGUGGGCUGUGCUUGGUACAGGUUGAAGUGGCAAAGUGAUUGCCAACCAAAACUCAAUUCCACUCCCUUUUUGUUAUCUUUCCACCCCCGUCCACAGUUGAAAUGUAGAUUAUAAGGGUGCAGGUCUCUCCUCCUUUUCCUCUUUCUGCUUAUGCUGCUGCCAUGUACACUGAUACUGAUAGUGCUAUUAAUAACUCACAUUUUACUGCACUGCUAUAAAGCUGCCAGUGAAAGAGUGAGUGAUGACAUGGCAAACCCAAGUUGAGUUUUGGGAGACAAACACGUGGUGAAGCAAUCAUACAGCCUGAGACACAACUCCACCCACAUUCUUGCCAUGCUCAUUGGGCUGCGUGGGUUGGCCCUUAGUUGGAAAGGGCAGCACAGUUUCCUCAGCAGGCCCUGGGGAAGAGUGAAGGAAGGUGUGAUCUAAGUGGAGCAGGGACUCCAGUGCUUUGAGUCUUCAUUCCUAUGCUUGUGCUGAUGUCAGCUGCGUUGACUCUAGGAAAACUGGGUGUAGCCAUGAUGCCCUGUGAUGUGUUCCUAAUCUGGUCAGUGUCUCAUGUAGCACAUAAGGUGCCCUCUAGCUCAGUGCCUAGGAGGUGGUGUAGCACCUCAUGCCAAUAAAACCAGUGGAGUUUUUUUCCUGGC